Pipistrellus nathusii (Nathusius's pipistrelle) is the source of this 1056-nucleotide messenger RNA. The record is from the annotation of a GenBank genome assembly. Lineage: Eukaryota; Metazoa; Chordata; Mammalia; Chiroptera; Vespertilionidae.
AUGCCCAGUGAAACGCUCUGGGAAAUCGCAAAAGCUGAAGUGGGAAAACGGGAAAGUAACAGAAGUGAAAGCGACGGAGUUGAAAUUGGAGAAAAAUCUGUUUUCUUCCUUGGCAGCAAAAAUGGGGGCAAGACUACUAUUAUUCUAAGAUCUCUUGACAGGGAUGAGCCACCAAAACCAACUUUAGCCUUGGAAUAUACAUAUGGAAGAAAAGCUAAAGGCCAUAACACACCAAAAGAUAUUGCUCACUUUUGGGAACUGGGUGGAGGAACCUCUUUAUUAGACUUAAUCAGCAUACCGAUCACAAGUGACACCUUAAGGACAUUUUCUAUUGUUCUUGUUUUGGAUCUUUCAAAGCCUAAUGACCUUUGGCUCACCAUGGAAAAUCUGUUGCAAGCCACAAAAAGCCAUGUGGAUAAAGUGAUAAUGAAACUGGGAAAGACAGAUUCCACAGCAGCUUCUGAGAUGAGACAGAAGAUACGGAGUAACAUGCAGAAGGACCAUCCAGAUCGUGAAUUAAUUGAUCCAUUUCCAAUACCUCUGGUCAUAAUUGGAAGUAAAUAUGAUAUUUUUCAGGAUUUUGACUCUGAGAAGAGAAAGGUAAUAUGCAAGACACUUCGAUUUGUUGCACAUUAUUAUGGAGCAUCAUUAAUGUUUACAAGCAAAUCAGAAGCUCUAUUACUAAAAAUACGUGGAGUUAUCAACCAGUUAGCAUUUGGUAUUGGCAAAAGCAAAUCAAUAUGUGUGGAUCAGAAUAAACCACUGUUUAUCACAGCAGGAUUGGAUUCUUUAAGUAAUAUAGGGUCUCCUCCUGUUCCUGAUAAUGACAUUGGAAAGUUUCAUGCCCGUUCGCCAAUGGAGUUGUGGAAAAAAGUAUAUGAAAAGCUCUUUCCACCAAAGAGUACCGACACACUAAAAGAUAUCAAGGACCCUGCAAAGGACCCUCAGUAUGCUGAAAGUGAAGUUGAUGAAAUGAGAAUUCAGAAGGAUCAGGAACUGGAACAGUACAAAAAGAGUUCUUCCAAGUCUUGGAAACAAAUUGAGCUGGAUUCUUAA